AUGGAAAUGAAAUUUUCAUCAAAGCAUAAAAAAAAAUCUCUUUUGAAAAGUACUCUGAAAUUCUUUCAUAUUGCCAUUUUUGUAGCUGUCACACAUAAAACUGACUAUUUUAAGCUUAUCAACUUCGGAUUUGCCGAGCCAACUCUUUAUCUCUUUAUGCUUUCUAUGAUCCUCGGGGGAAUGACAGUUUAUUCACAUAUUAAGACCACAUUCCUAUGGCAGUUUGCAUUAGCAGUUUCGCAUAGAAUUAAGACAAAUGAUUUGCUUGUUUCAACCAUAGUUGUAUCCUUUCUUUUAGCUACUAUUUUAAUCUUUUUAGUACUCCUGCUAUUUACUUUUACCAUUUCAUUUAUUAUGUCAAGAUUACUUGGAAAUGAAGUAGAAUCAGAUGAAUUCGGAUCAAUAGCCGUGUCUAUGACAUAUCUGUUCAUGGUUGUUCUCUUACAGUACACAGUUUUAUGUACAGAAGAAGCAAUCCAAACACUGCUAAACUUUAUCCUUUUUAAUACUGCACUUUUCCUCAGCAAUUUCCUCUUACAGAAUUUUUACAUAUCAUCGUUUGAAAUGAAAGGCACAAAGGAAAGAUUUGGGGUGUUUUUAACAAUAUUCCUAGGAUUUAUUUUAACAUCAAUACUAGUGGGUGAGGUUACUGUAAGAAAUUACAUAUUGGAUAAGGUAGUAGCGCGGAUGCUGUUUGAUUCCAAAUUGAAAAAGUAA
Messenger RNA from Vittaforma corneae ATCC 50505, 717 nucleotides. RefSeq lists its product as uncharacterized. Lineage: Eukaryota; Fungi; Microsporidia; Nosematidae. The transcript has a single exon. The record is from RefSeq and is a predicted model, not a curated record. The coding region runs from base 1 to 717 and encodes 238 amino acids.